AUUGUCUAUUGUUCUCAAAACAGUAAACCACUCUUUCACUUAAGAGACAGUCCGGCUGCACUUUUAUGCCCAAAUCUCGGGCUUCUCAUGAAGAUGAAGUGAAGGGCUCAGACUCAGAAAGUGGCUCCCAGCAGAGCAAAUGGGGUCUCGGAAGUGUGGAGGCUGCUUAAGCGCUCUGCUGAUUCCGCUUGCACUUUGGAGUAUAGUUGUCAACAUAUUAUUGUAUUUCCCAAAUGGGCAAGCUUCCUAUGCGUCCAGCAAUAAGCUCACCAACUACGUGUGGUACUUCGAAGGAAUCUGUUUCUCAGGUGUCAUGAUGCUUAUAGUAGCAACUGUUCUUCUUGUACUGGAGAGUGAAAAGAACUAUAAAUGUUGCCAUAGUGAAAACUGCAACAAACAGUAUAUGACAAUACUGUCAAUUAUCUUUUCUGCCCUUGGAAUUGCUUUCUCUGGAUACUGCCUGGUAAUAUCUGCUUUGGGCCUGGUUCAGGGCCCAUACUGCCGCACCCUCAACGGCUGGGAAUAUGCUUUUGAAGACACCUCAGGACGUUUCCUUGCUGAUUCUAGCACAUGGAUUCAGUGCCUGGAACCCUCACAUGUAGUGGAGUGGAACAUCAUUUUAUUUUCUAUUCUCAUAACCCUCAGUGGGCUUCAAGUGGUCGUCUGCCUCCUCAGAGUAGUCAUUCAGCUGUCCAGGAUGCUGUGUGGAACCUACUCGGUCAUCAUCCAGCCUGGAAUCAUUUGAAUAAGGACAGGAAUGUUAAGCAAUAU
Molecule: messenger RNA, 771 nt
Organism: Elephantulus edwardii (Cape elephant shrew)
Lineage: Eukaryota; Metazoa; Chordata; Mammalia; Macroscelidea; Macroscelididae
Gene: TM4SF18
Product: transmembrane 4 L six family member 18
Exons: 6
Coding region: 140-745 (201 amino acids)
Cellular component (GO): membrane
Source: RefSeq, a predicted model, not a curated record